AUGACUGCAUCUGACUUCCAUAGGACUUUCCGGGUUAUCUCGGGAAGAAAGGUUGGAAAGCCUGUCUAUAAUAAGACCAAGAUUAUGGAUUAUGGACCAAUCCAAGAUGGCAGACGAAUUACGGAAUUGGGAAAGGGAAUAAAGCGCGAACGUCAAUGUUCACUGUACUUUGAAGCUCUGAACUUUUUCUCUUGGCCGGAACUUCAUUCGUCGAGUCAAUCUAAGUACAGCCGUUGCAAGGCGGGUGGGGGGAUGUGUGAUUUAGUUCAGGGAUUCAUCAAUGGAACGAAAGACGGUCCAGCACGCAGCACUUGGGGACGUUCCUUCAUACGCGAUCAACCUAGAUAUCAUCCAUUCAUUUUAAUAUUAAAACAUUCGCGAAACAAGAAUGGUAUGAUGGGUCGCCGCCGGCAUGUAUCUGGCGAGCAGAGUUCACAGAGCAUCGUGCCGAGUUUCUUUCUUUGCGCCUCCAGCCGCUAUUUCUUGAGCGAUGGCGCAAUCGUUGGCGACCUUCCACUCUCGCUUCGUGAACUAAGUCUCGUUUUAGCUCUGCAGGAGUGGCUGGCAAAGCAGCUCGCCAGAUCAACCGACAUAUCCUGUCGGCAGAACUGCCGCGCCCAUCCAUCCUCCGCAGCCGUCCAAUGGCAAGCCUAUGCGAGUACCUAUCUCUCCAGGUUAGAUUUCGCGCCGAUCAUUAAGCGAACUUCAACUUCGCCCUACAGGCUACAGGCGACGUGGUAUCUUGCUACAAACCCUUCCCCAUAUCCCGCCGCCGAACGGCAUACUUUAGUUUCUCCAUGCAAGUUUGGUGUGGCCGCAAGCGACUUGAACUUUCUUCCGAACGAAUCGUCGCAGCCAACUUUUCAGCCAUCUUCGCAAAUCGCCAUGGAGGUGAGAACCUGCGGCCGUUGUUAUGCCGAUUCGUUCCUACACAUGGUUGGAGGCAAGCUGGUAACGUUAACCGUCAUGUUUGAGGUACCACAAACCGAUCCGCUGAAUGGCCACGCGCUGUUCCUUUCUCACGGGUCAGAGUGGAUUGUCAAGCUUUCGAAUCAUCUUUGGGCCCUUGUAGGGGAUCCGUCGUCAAGAAGAACCAAUACAAGGCAACAGCAGCAAAGUUCUGGCAGACCAGACCUAGCAAGCCGCGAGGGUCGAAAACCCAUCCCUGUCGUAUCCGCCGAUGACGCUAGUCUGCUAAUGAAACGGCGGUCAUACAUAUCAGCUCCUGAACGCCAAAGACAAUAA
Messenger RNA from Blastomyces dermatitidis ER-3, 1245 nucleotides. RefSeq lists its product as uncharacterized. The record is from RefSeq and is a predicted model, not a curated record. The transcript is spliced from 7 exons. NCBI's taxonomy places the organism in Eukaryota, Fungi, Ascomycota, Eurotiomycetes, Onygenales, Ajellomycetaceae. Bases 1 to 1245 code for a protein of 414 amino acids.